Callithrix jacchus (white-tufted-ear marmoset) is the source of this 2448-nucleotide messenger RNA. The record is from RefSeq and is a predicted model, not a curated record. NCBI's taxonomy places the organism in Eukaryota, Metazoa, Chordata, Mammalia, Primates, Cebidae.
CAGCCUGAGGUUCUGCAUUUGCCAGCUGUGUCAUGGGACAGGUCAGUUGUCCUAUCUGAGUCUCGGUCUCCUGGGCUGUAGUCAGGGAGAAAUAAUACCUACUGCACAGGGCUGUGGGGACGGCCCAGACCUUUAUAAACCUAAGAAAGAGAAGUCAUUAGGAACUGUUCACGACAUUCACAGCAAGGCAACCCUAUCUCCUAGGAGGACGUUGGUCCCAGUACAGGGAGCAGGAGACUUGUUUCCAGAGGCUUCCAGGCUAACUCAGCAAAUCACUUACUUUCUUGGAAUCAGGCCCCAGAAGAAGAGGCUAUCUCAGACCUUUCCUCCCAGGAAAUGAUUCAUUCUGUCAGCAAACAUAGACUGGGGGCCUGCUGAGGGAGGCUGGUACAACCCACCACUGCUCAUGGGCUGUGCAGGGCCUGGCUGUGGGCACAGGCCUGUAACUGCAGCACAACCUGAGAUCUGGACAAAGGGCAGAGGAAGCUGAGACUCCUUCCCCUGGGUUGGGGCUCGAGGGGCCCAGGAGGACUCUCCAGAAGAGUCUGCUCCCAUGUACCAGUACCUGGAUAGGAAAAUGUUCAAGGAAGCCUACCAGAUUGCUUGCUUGGGAGUGACAGACACUGAUUGGCACGAGCUGGCCAUGGAAGCACUAGAAGGUUUAGAUUUUGAAACAGCAAAGAAGGCCUUCAUCAGAGUACGAGACCUCCGAUACUUAGAGCUCAUCAGCAGCAUUGAGGAGAGGAAGAAGCAGGGAGAGACCAACAAGGACCUGUUUCUGGCAGAUGUGUUUUCCUACCAGGGGAAGUUCCAUGAGGCCGCCAAACUGUACAAGAGGAGCGGGCACGAGAACCUCGCACUUGAAAUGUACACCGACCUCCGCAUGUUUGAGUAUGUCAAGGAUUUCCUUGGAUCUGGAGACCCCAAAGAAAUAAAGAUGCUAAUCACCAAACAGGCUGACUGGGCCAGGAAUAUCAAGGAGCCCAAAGCCGCCGUGGAGAUGUACAUCUCAGCUGGAGAGCAUGUCAAGGCUAUCGAGAUCUGUGGCCACCAUGGAUGGGUUGACACGUUGAUCGACAUCGCCCGCAAGCUGGACAAGGCUGAGCAUGAGCCGCUGCUGCUGUGCGCUACCUACCUCAAGAAGCUGGACAGCCCCGACUAUGCUGCCGAGACCUACCUGAAGAUGGGUGACCUCAAGUCCCUGGUGCAGUUGCAUGUGGAGACCCAGCGCUGGGAUGAGGUGAGAGGAAAGCAGGCCUCAUGGGCUGGGGCCCCACCUGAGCCCUGGGACACAGGCGGGUGGGUACGGGGACCCUUUGGGGUUUACGUGGAGAGAAGCUGCCCCCAUGAUGGAAGGAACAUUGGGCUGGCAGUCAGACAACUUAACCUCUAAUUCCCUGAGCCAGAGAAUCAUCGAGGGCCUUUCCACAUGUUCCUUCCUUCAGUCAUUGAGAAAAUUGUUAUUGACUGCCAGCUUUGUGCCAGUGAGGUGACAGGCACCGGGGAUGAGUGUGAACGUGACAGCUCCAGUGCCUGCCAUUGGGCUGAGCUGCCUCUGACCAGCGCCACAGGCUCAGACACAUGGCUGAUGUGGAGAUGCACCUGCGUGACAUUUCAAACCUGCUGAGUGGCAUUUUGGCAGAAAGCGCCAUCUGUGCUUUCCAGAUCCAGACUGCGAGAGCCAUUUCAGGGGCCGGUUUUUUCCCUCCCGUCUCUGCCUCUACCUCCCACAACCCACUACUUCUCUCUCUGGUGUCGGCAGGUGUGAAGAAUUAGCCAGGCCAGUGAGAAAGGUGGCCAGCCUGAGGUUGGCAGAAGCAGCUGAUGCUGCCCCUUCUGUGGCUCGACCCCUACUCUCCAGCUCACUAGCUCCCUGUGCCCUGCAGAGAAAUCCAUCCCCGAGAGGAUUACGAGCUGUGCCAAGACCCUCCCCUGACUCACUCAUCUACCCAUCAUGGUCCAUUUUAGAGUGAAAGCAAAGCCUUCAUUGGGAGGAGCUGUCUGACUCUUGUCUGCCCUCUGAAUGGCUCCAUUUGGUGAGGUGAUGAGGUUACUGAUGAGAAAAGGUGGGGCCAGGGCCAGAGGCAAUGGUGGCUUCUCAAGAGAAAUUUAUUAGACUUCUCAAGCAGCAUAGAUUAGAGCAUCUUCGAACACUCAGACCUGGCUGUGCAUCAGGCUGACUUUCUCGCCAUGGCUCAUGUCCGGUUAUCCUGGCCUGAUAGGUGGUUCUGGGGCUUAGGUGAGAAGCAGUCGUGGGUCCACACAGCACGAAGCCCACAGUCAUCUUUGACAACUGAUAAGAAGUGGUGAUGAUGAUAAUGUCAAUUCUGUUUCCUUAGGUGUCGCCUGCAAUUAAAAGAAAUCUGUUUGCAGCACUACAGGAGCCCACGCAAACCUCAAAAUAAAAUGUUUCUGAUUCUGUGCCGCUUCUGUGGUCCAGAAACAGAC